UUUGAUUGGAGCGAAAUUGAAUGGUCUAAAAAUUCGCCACCAAUUUAUGAUGAUCGUACCAAGACAUUUACUUUCACAUUAAAACCUGUAGAUUACUACCCCAGUUCAGUUAUGUAUGAUUAUGAAGCAUUUAUUCAUUUUAAUAAUACAAGAAGUUAUACUACAAGCCUUUAUCAUGAUAAAUCUAAAAUGUGCGUACAAAAGAGGGCUGAAAACCAGACUGUCGUUGAUUAUAAUAGACUAAGAUCUGAAUCUAAACUUGGAAUCGAAUUCAGUAGAACUGCUUCACCAACAUUCCCAAAUAAUGAUAAUAUGUGUGAAUAUAAAUUUGACUCUCAAAAUAGUGCACGUUUCAACCGAGAAAUUGAGGUCAACGAAGAAGGUGAGAGUAUCAGUCAUUUAAAGCUCUGUAGCCUUACCAUUACGGCUUGGAAACUUUGUUAUGUUUUAGAUUGCCUUCAAGUUAAUGG
Molecule: messenger RNA, 470 nt
Organism: Dentiscutata erythropus
Lineage: Eukaryota; Fungi; Glomeromycota; Glomeromycetes; Diversisporales; Gigasporaceae
Source: the annotation of a GenBank genome assembly